AUGGCUACCCGUGAAAGAGACUGCUUCUUUACCGACGUCGUCGCGACAUGGAGAGCACCCUUGGCUGAUCCCUCCUCCCUAGCGCCGUGGUCCGUGGAGCUUGGGAACUUCGAGUUCGUGGCGUCCUUUGCGGAUGCGGCGCAUCUUGUGGGACUGGUGAACGGAGAGCGGGUUUACCUCAUUGUUCGGAUCGACGACAUCCUCGUGGCGGCCCGAGGAGCGGAGCGGAUUGCAAAGAUAAAGGCGCACUUGGCGGACAACUUUGACGUGCGAGACUUGGAGGUGGCGACGUACUUCCUCGGGAUGGAGCCGUGGGGGCAUUGGCGCGCUGCAUUGCGCGCCGACGGAGGCACAUUGGGCGGCGGCGUUUGGGGUCGUGCGCUAUUGGGUGAGGACCGCGGAGGACGGAAUACCUUCGGGUGGAGCGACGAGGUCCUUGAGGCGUUUUGCGAUACAGACUUUGCCGGGAAUGUCGACAUGAGGCGUUCCACAACCGGUCACGUCUUCUUGGUGUACGGGGGAGAGGUUAGUUGGUCGAGCCGUCUUCAGCCGACGGUGGCGGCGCAGACGGUGGAGGGAGAUAUGAGUGCGGAGCAGGCAGUGAAGGAGGCACUGUGGUUUCGCAUGGCGGGAGACUUGGGGCUAGACCCGGGAACGGUCCAAAUCCACUGCGACAACAAUACGGCGUUGGAAGCAUCCGAUCGCCCUCAGCGGUCGAAACACAUCGACGUGCUUCAUCACUUUGCGCGGAAGAGGGUGGCACGGAAGGAGGUCGGAUUUGCACGUACUGCCCGAUGGGCGACAUGA
Klebsormidium nitens is the source of this 807-nucleotide messenger RNA. The record is from the annotation of a GenBank genome assembly. NCBI's taxonomy places the organism in Eukaryota, Viridiplantae, Streptophyta, Klebsormidiophyceae, Klebsormidiales, Klebsormidiaceae.